This is a messenger RNA of Apis cerana (Asiatic honeybee), 1545 nucleotides long. It is a transcript of the gene Zip102B, whose product is annotated as Zinc/iron regulated transporter-related protein 102B. Gene Ontology annotation, cellular component: membrane. NCBI's taxonomy places the organism in Eukaryota, Metazoa, Arthropoda, Insecta, Hymenoptera, Apidae. The record is from RefSeq and is a predicted model, not a curated record. Gene Ontology annotation, molecular function: metal ion transmembrane transporter activity. Gene Ontology annotation, biological process: transmembrane transport; zinc ion transport.
AACUAUAACUUGUUUCUUAAAUAAAUCAAUAAUUUUCUUAUUAAAAAAUAUUUACUUUUAAAUAAUUUUUUAUAUUGAUAAAAAUAUUCAUAUUAUUUUUUUUAUGGAGGAAAUCAAUGAACUUUCAUUAUGAUAUAUUUUUUUACAUAUAUAAUUUUUUUCCUUUUAUGUCAUAAUAUUAGGUUGCUGUCAUAUUAUUGCUAUACUCACAGUAUUCACCGCGAAAUUGCUACGUAGACGAAAACAGAUUGUUGAACAUUAUCAGAAAGUGCAUUCUAGUUAAAAUGCAAUAAUAAAAAAAUUGAAUUGUUUCAAUAAAUAUAAUAUAACUGAUUAUUUAAUAUUAAAUAACAAUGAGAAAAUAAUACUUGAACAAAGUGAAUACUUUUUAUUUAUUUAAAAAACACAUCUCAAAAAAUGGAAGAAAGUACAGUUUUAUGGAUGCUUUCACUGGUAAUGUUAAUUGGUUCCUGUAUAACUGGAUCUUUACCAUUAGUCAUGAAUUUAUCUGAGGAUAAAUUACAACUGGUUUCAAUACUUGGUGCUGGACUUCUUGUAGGCACUGCACUAGCUGUAAUUAUACCUGAAGGUAUAAGAGCAUUGUUUACUGGUGGAAGUAAUAAUGAUCAAGGAGUUUAUAGUGAUCCUCAUUCUUUAAUAGGCAUUAGUUUAAUACUUGGUUUUGUAUUUAUGUUACUGAUUGAUCAGUGUUCAGCUAGAAGAAGUGGAGUGAGAGAAAGGAGUGUUACUGCUACUUUAGGUCUUGUAGUUCAUGCAGCUGCUGAUGGAGUGGCAUUAGGAGCUGCUGCAACUACAUCACAAGCUGAUGUAGAAUUAAUUGUUUUUUUAGCAAUAAUGUUACAUAAAGCACCUGCAGCAUUUGGUCUAGUAUCAUUUUUAUUACAUGAAGGAGUAGAUAGAAAAAAAAUUGGUAGACAUCUUUUAGUAUUUUCUUUAGCUGCUCCUUGUCUUGCUCUUGUAACAUAUUUUGGUAUUGGAAAGGAAGGAAAAGAAACACUUAGUAGUGUAAAUGCAACUGGAGUAGCAAUGUUAUUUAGUGCAGGUACAUUUUUAUAUGUUGCAACUGUACAUGUUUUACCAGAACUAAUGACAAGAACUAAUAGCAACUAUACUCAUCUACCAAGUGCCGAAAAUGCUGCAGUAUCAUCUUCUGGACUCAAAGUUAAAGAAAUAUUAGUUCUAGUAUUAGGCUCUUUUUUACCUGCAUUAAUUACAACUGGACAUCAUCAUUGACAAAAUGUCAUACAGAAAAUAUACCUGUUUUUUUACUAUGUGUAAUUUAAAAUGUCCCUUUCAUUAAAGAGUAUAAUAUUUUAAUAUAUUCCAUGAUUUUUUUUUUAUAAAAUCAUGAAAUAACAAUUAAAAAAUUUAUCAAUUAUGAUAUCUGUUUUAAGAGAUAUACUUUUAUGUACUGUAAAUAAUUAUAGAAAGAGCAUAUCACAAUUAUUAUAUAUUUGUAUAAAUUUAAUGAUAAAAACGUGAUAUAAAGUUAUAUAAUAUAAUGCAAAAAACAUUGUAUUCUAA